UGACUUAACUUUGCCACCCCCUAUGCCCCGUAACUCUCUGCGGGGUGAAUUUGGUCAGGGCUCCACAGCUGACAGUGAGCUGAGACAUAUUGAGGAAGAUCAUUAUGUUUUAAUGGUAGUUCCUGUUUAUUAGGCUGAUAAGUAAGCUAUGGACAACAACAUAUACCAAAUAUUGAGAACACUAAUAGCCUCACAGGGACAACCUCAAGUAGAACAACAUAUUACAACGACUUCCCAAGCCUUGACAGCUCCUCAGCAAAGGUAACAUAUCAUACUAAUUUGAGUGUCCCGAAUUUACAUUUACUAUGUUAUGUCUAGUCUAUAAAACCAGAAUGAGUUGACAGGUAAAUUGCAACACAUAUCUUAAGUGUUUGAACAGGGCCACGGUAAGGAUAUAAGACAUGUUUGAACAGGGCCGAGGUAAGGAUAUAAGACAUGUUUGAACAGGGCCGAGGUAAGGAUAUAAGACAUGUUUGAACAGGGCCGAGGUAAGGAUAUAAGACAUGUUUGAACAGGGCCGAGGUAAGGAUAUAAGACAUGUUUGAACAGGGCCGAGGUAAGGAUAUAAGACAUGUUUGAACAGGGUCCUCUCUGACAUUUCCAUUCCUUGUCCACCACGGAGUGUUCAGUCACUGCAGAGGCGGGCACUAUGGAGGUCCAGGCACCUUCUUCCUCACUCCUCAGGUGUUGGUGAACGACCUGUCUCGAGACACCUACCCCACACUGCUGGUCAAAUGUGUGGAGAUUGACGAGGCUAGGGAGUCACGCCUAUUGCCAGAAUUUGCCCACGAAGGACCACGGCACCACCUUCCUGUUCAACUGAGCACAUCAGAACAAGGGGUCUCAGCACGGGACAUUUCCCUGUGUACCAGCCUGUACCAUGACUACAAGGUGCUGCUUCAGAUGGGCCUUCACUUCAUCUUCCUCCAGGGCACCAAAGGCCCUGGCUGAAACAAGUCCUGGACCUAUGUGAGUGGUGGGUCGAAGAUCCAGGACCAGGGCACCAGGUCUUGAGAAAGCAACACGUAUUCUGUAGGAAUCUCACAAACGCUCCAGGAAACUGAAGAGUGUACCGAAGAGGGCACCUCAAAGAAUUUCCCACGAUUGGCUCUGGAUCCCUGGAAGUGAGCAUGCAUGUGAUGAUAUUUUCGUCAUUCCACGAGAGCAUGCAGGAGAUCGCCACCAUUUUGAACCACCAUCUGCCCUGGUCAAGCUCAUGACCUUUAUGGGUCUCGGCAGGAUACACCCAGAAGGAGCAGCUGGAGUCCUUCCGAUUCUGAUUGGGAGCCCCCACUGCCAAGGUGCCCAUCCCCCACAGGAGCUGGUUCAUCUAGCCGGACCCCUGCUGUCUCCGGCUCCACACCUACCCCCGCCCGGCCAGGUGUGAAGUCUGUGACAAAGAAGCGGAGGUGGGGAAAAGAUAAACCUGCAAUCAGAGAGGAGGAGGAUGUGGGCCCACCACCUCCAAUAUUCAGACCGAAAAGGCCACCAGGACCUCAGCUGGACAUGACCUCCAAUUACAGCCCCAUGCAACUUUUUCAGCAGUUUUUUUACAUCAUCAGUUAUUGAUUCCCUUGUCUUGAACACUAACAAGUAUGGUGCUAAGAAGCAGGCAGGCAAGAAAGAGUCAUGGAAGCCCAUUUCCAUGUCAGAUAUUUUUUGUUAUUUGUCAAUGGUCAUUUACAUGGGUCUAGUGAAGCUGAAAACCCAGAAACACUACUGGAAAACUGCUCCCCUCUAUCAACUGCCUUUCCCCUCCACUGUCAUGUCAUGCAAAAGGUUUCUGACAAUCUCACAGGCGCUUUAUAUCAGUGACGUUGAUGAAGUUGAUGAGGACAACGAGAAGAAGCGAGGCACAGCAGGGUAUAAUAGGCUCUGCAAAAUAAAACCUCUCUACCACAGUGUGGUUGAGGCCUGAAAGACCUAUUUCCAGCCCGCCCAGAUCCUUUCCAUCGAUGAGAGGAUGGUAGCCUCAAAGGCCAGAAUCAGCCUAAAACAAUACAUGCGUAACAAACCAACUAAAUGGGGUUACAAACUGUUUGUUUUGGCUGAUUCUGCGUGUGCAUACAUGUGCAAUUUUUUUGUUUAUGAGGGGAAGAGCAGUUUUGCGACCGGUAAGGGACUCAGCUAUGAUUCCGUCAUGGAAUUAUUAGAUUUUCAACUGCUGGGGAAGGGCUACAAACUUCUUGUCGACAACUACACAAGCCCUACCCUGUUCACAGACCUGAGGAGGCUGGAUGUGUGGGCUUGUGGCACCAUUCGGACCAACAGAGUGGGCUUUCCAAAAACAAAGGAGAACGACAUGCCUAAGCGGGCUGAGCGGGGUAGCAUGAGAUGGAUUCGCCAAUAUGGCCUGCUCUUUGUGAAGUGGAUGGAUACCAGAGAGGUGGUCAUGUGCUCCAGUAUCCACAAGUCCUUCAGUGGAGAUCACGUCGUCAGGUGUGUGAAGGGCGCUACUGGGGCAUGGACCACAAAAAAUGGCCCCAUUCCUGCAGCUAUCAAGGACUAUAACAAGAGCAUGGGAGGUGUGGACCUGUCAGAUGCGCUGAUAGGCUACUAUAAUGUUCUCCACAAGACCAUGAAAUGGUACAAUACUUUUUUCUAUCAUUUCAUUGACAUUGCUGUGGUGAAUUCCUUCAUCAUCCAGAAGGAAAUGGCCAAGAGCUGUGGAAAGACCCCCAUCUCACAGCUAGCCUUCCGAGAGCUGCUCAUCCAGGAGCUUGCUGGCUACAUCAAGUCCACUGCAGUACCUUCUGUCCCCUCUACCUCGGUCUCUUCUGCUCCUUCAACCAGUGGUGUUCAACUGCCCAAAUUCAUCUCUGCAGGCAUGAAUGUGCCUCAGGGCAAAAAGGGCACAGUGGGGAGGCGACGUUGUGCCCUUUGUCACAGGAAAUGCCCCAUCACAUGUACCACCUGCUCAGUAACUCUAUGCUUUACAGCAGAAAGAGACUGCUAUGGUCCAUGGCACCAGCACCACAAUAUUGUGUAGAGGACUGAGGGUCUUCACAAUAUUGUACAUUGUAUGUGUGUAAAUAGUUACCCUUGUUAUUUAAAUCUUUUUCAAAAUGUAAUAUUUAAAAAAAAAAUGGACUUUUUUUUUAGGGGUGUGUUAGAAUAUAAUUUUUGUAUUUUGUAUAUAGUUUUUUACAUCAAAAUGUAUCACUGUACCAAUUUGGCCACUUGGGUACAUUUGGGUACAUUUGUGUGGGACACCUGGGUGACUUCAUGCUCAAUGUCAUGUAGCUCGCUCAUUCCUGAAGAUAUGUGUCUGAAACUUUUCUCAGAUACUGUUGCCCUCUUAUGUUCUGCAUAGAAAUUAUCCCCAGCAUCCUAUCUGAAUGUUUGGCUGUUCCUGUUCAGUUGAAAGAUGAUGCAACAACAAUAAAAAACUGAAAACGUA
This is a messenger RNA of Salmo salar (Atlantic salmon), 3400 nucleotides long. The record is from RefSeq and is a predicted model, not a curated record. NCBI's taxonomy places the organism in Eukaryota, Metazoa, Chordata, Actinopteri, Salmoniformes, Salmonidae.